UCUUUAAUUCAAAUAGCUAUUAUUUUAUAAAUAUCAUAAAAUAAGAAUUGUUGUAAUACCUAUUUAUUGGUAAAAUUAGAUGCAAUGGCUCUAAGAUUACUUAUUAAAAACGCCAUAAUUACUAGUGGAGUUUCAUUACGAAUUAAUAAUUCAAUAUGCAAACGUGAUUCAUCAUAUCGAUCAAGUCCAAUCGCUCAAGAUCCAUCUCAUUAUACCAAAUAUGAAGUGUCAUCUUCACCAGAAGAAUGGAAAUUUGUAGAAAGACUAUUACCGUUGACAAUUAUACCACCUCCACCUGAUGGUAAAAAUUUUCCAUCUGGUUGGCAACCUCAAACAGCCAAGUUUGGGCAAUAUCCAUACUUUGUUCACCGUACGCGCAAUCAUAUGUUACCUGUAUACCUCAAAGUGUCUAUGAGAGGAACAAGACGCAUCACCCAAAUAAACAACGUAGAUGGUGAUAUUUGGAAAUUAGAAGAAGCUUUAAAGAAAUAUUUGCAAAAAGUAUAUGGUGAUAAAAGAAUAAUUGCUACUAAGGUGCAUGAAGUAUGUGGUCAUCUUUGUAUACAUGGUGAUCAUGUUUCAAGAGUUAAUGAAUGGUUACUUAAGAAAGGAUUGUAAAGAAUACACAUCUAGUAAAAAAAAAAAAAAAAAAUGUAAUAUAAAAAUUAA
This is a messenger RNA of Sipha flava (yellow sugarcane aphid), 669 nucleotides long. RefSeq names its product probable 39S ribosomal protein L49, mitochondrial (gene mRpL49). Gene Ontology annotation, biological process: translation; translational initiation. Gene Ontology annotation, molecular function: structural constituent of ribosome; translation initiation factor activity. Lineage: Eukaryota; Metazoa; Arthropoda; Insecta; Hemiptera; Aphididae. The record is from RefSeq and is a predicted model, not a curated record. Gene Ontology annotation, cellular component: mitochondrial large ribosomal subunit; ribosome. The transcript is spliced from 3 exons. The coding region runs from base 85 to 618 and encodes 177 amino acids.